CAGGUGGCGCUCUGCAGCUUUAUUGACGGUUACCGAUCAAAACAAACCGAUGCUGCAGAGAGGAGCUGACUGCUCGAGAAGUUCCUCUGAUUAAUUUAAUUAAUCACUUCUAACAGCUGGGAGCGUUCAAGACAAAGAGAGAAGAUGCCAGCAGCGGCGGAUUCACACGGUGUCACCAAAGUCGUGGACAACAUCAGUAGGCUUUCUCCAGAUCUGCUGGCUGAAACGUGUCUGCACAUUCUCACUUAUCUUCGAGGACACACCAGAGGAGUGGAUUCAGCUGAAGUUUCUGACAAAGUUCAGAGAGCUGGAGUCAGACUCGACCAUGAAGCCGUGCAGAACAUCGUGAGAUUUCUCUUGUUAACGUUCAGGUCAGCCGGGAAGAGCAGCCUCUCUGGGGAUGACCUCGUGUCGAAGCUGGAAGAAGGCAGCAACAAGUGGCCCAAAGCUUCCCUUCAGGUGUUGCACAGGUUGUGGAGUGAACACGGUGCAUCGGUGCACGCUCAGCAGGAGGUCCAGGCCAUGCUCAGCAUCAGCCAGUUGGUGGACGUGCAGUGGAAGCUCGGCAUGGCAGUGAGCUCCGACACCUGCCGAUCGCUCAACUCCCCGUACGUGACUCUGCUGCUGAAGAUCAUCGAGCCCUCCGGACAGAUUUCUCAGAGGUCUUUUGAGAUGACCAUCCCACAGUUCCAGAACUUUCACAAGCAGUUCAAGGAGAUGGCGGCUGUUAUGGAGACCGUAUGAAGAUCGCAUGACGCCGUUACACUCCAGUUUACAUGCAAGCAACUGAAGAGCAGCUUUACGCAUUGUUUUGUGUGUCUGAAAAUGUGGAUACAAAAUACUGCAAAAUGUCAGUUGUCGGCUUUGCUUUAGUUUGCAUACACUCCUAAAUAUUUUACUCUUAGGACCUCCAGUUGGUAAAAUAUUUUGUCUCCACUUUAAAUGUUGUGUGCAUCCAAUCACUCUGUUGCCAGUUUAUUAGGUACACCUGCAGUCAGCCCUAAAGGUUCUAAAGUUUGAAGGUGUUGCACCUGUCUGUCUAAUGUAAGUCAGUUCAACAGCACCUCAAACUACAUCCUGAGAAACGACCUUUAAGUUGAACCAACACUUCAGUUUGAACAGUGUCAACAAAAGCUUUAGAACCAGGUUUGAGGAUUUUAUUGCACGUUGGUUUUCAAACUGAGGUCUGGGGGCCAACAAGGGUUCUUGAGUGGGUUGCAGGGGGUCGCCAGCAAAAGGAAGAAUAGAAUAUUGUUAUUGUUGUUGUUGUUGUUAAGUUGUCCAUGUUGUUUAAAUAGGGUGAAGUUAGAUCAUAAACUAAGACAAAAACCUGUCAGAGUGUGGGUCCAUGAUCUAUAUUUUUUAUUUUUGAUCUAUUGUGGGAGUCCUUGACAUGAUAAAGUUUGGAAACCACUGUGUUAGACUGCAUUACUCUGAGCUAGGUGUACCUAAUAAACUGAGUGUAUAUUUCCGCUGCUCAUACUGCUAAACUCUGACUAAUAUUCAAAUUGUGCCUCAUUUUCUAACACUUAGAAUACUCGUAGUUUGCACUAAACUUCAGUUUGGCUCUUGUUUUGCACUUCAUUAGGUACACUCGAACAAUCCAAUGUGAUCCAAAGCAACAGCUCUGCCAUAAAUUCAACUUUUAUGUAGCUUAUCAUUUUUCAGUUCUUGUUGACCCCGUCAGAGAGUUAUUAAUCUGACUAUUGUGUCCAUUGUGGAGUUGAGAAGUGUUUCUAAUAUUCUGGCCACGCCAUUUACAAACACGAGAGGGCCCCUUUAAAUAUAAUGCACUCCUGUCUCGCUAAGACCUCAUUAAUAAACAGAGAGUCGAAUUAUGACCUCUCUGACUGUGUCAACAAAAACUGAAGCAUUAAAAGCUUCAGUGAACACAGCCGUUCCUGUAUUUUUAACAAAGGUUGAAGGAUACAACGUCCUGUAUACUACAUUCAUUUAGUGACUCUGCAGUAUCGGGUUUUUUUGACAGUCCUCGUGUGUUUUGUUCAUGUCUAAAUUAAAAGACUUGUUGUUGUUGUUUGUA
Messenger RNA from Larimichthys crocea (large yellow croaker), 2041 nucleotides. It is a transcript of the gene commd6, whose product is annotated as COMM domain containing 6. The transcript is spliced from 7 exons. NCBI's taxonomy places the organism in Eukaryota, Metazoa, Chordata, Actinopteri, Sciaenidae. Gene Ontology annotation, molecular function: NF-kappaB binding. The record is from RefSeq and is a predicted model, not a curated record. Bases 145 to 744 code for a protein of 199 amino acids.